Messenger RNA from Amborella trichopoda, 1971 nucleotides. RefSeq names its product malonyl-CoA decarboxylase family protein. Gene Ontology annotation, cellular component: mitochondrial matrix; peroxisomal matrix. NCBI's taxonomy places the organism in Eukaryota, Viridiplantae, Streptophyta, Magnoliopsida, Amborellales, Amborellaceae. Gene Ontology annotation, biological process: malonyl-CoA catabolic process; fatty acid biosynthetic process; acetyl-CoA biosynthetic process. Gene Ontology annotation, molecular function: malonyl-CoA decarboxylase activity. The record is from RefSeq and is a predicted model, not a curated record.
CCUUUUCAUUCAUUUCUCUUUUAUGAUGUGAUGCAUAUAAGCACUCACUCAAAUAAUUUUCUCCAUGCGCCUACACAUUCUGAUGCUCGUGUUUUGUUAUGUACUUUCACCCAACAAUUUUUUCUUAAUAUCAAUGAAAUUGCAUUUUCCAGAGGUGUUGCUUCUAUUUGUGAUUUGAAACUUUUGCCCCCCAAGAUUAAAUGACAUUUUAGCAGAAAUGGAGAUUGGAUUUGUGAAUUUUCAUUGGAAAGAGCUUGAGAAAAAACAGAGAUCAGAUCAUUGUGAGCCAUUUGGAAUGGCAGGAGAUGAGGAUGCUGCUGCCUCUGAAUGUUCCGAGAGUAAGGCGAAGCGUGUAAGAGACUUCAUGCAUGAGGCAAUCCACAUGAAGAAAAAAGAGAUUGUAGAUGCGACACUUGGGGAGUUCUUGCAGGGUUAUAUAUCACUUGCUGGAGACAAUCGACAUGAAUUACUUGUCACCCUUGCCAGAGAUUAUAGUGUGAAUCGAAAUCAAGUUCGGGAGCUGAUUCAGCAAUACCUAGGUCUUGAGAUUUCUGAAGGCAUGCUCGAGCACCAAUCUGAAGUUGACGAGGGAGGCAUCCUCUCUGCUGUGUAUAGGACUGAGCGAAACUUGAGACAGGCCCUCAAGCCUUUGUAUGAGAUUCUAUUUGAAAGACUCAACACAUAUCCUGGUGGAUUGAAGUUUUUGUCCAUUCUCCGAGCUGAUCUUCUUAACCUAAUUGAGGAAGUUAAUCUUCCAUCUUUACGAGCCCUAGAUUCAUAUUUGAAAGAAAAACUGGUGACAUGGCUUAGCCCAGCUGUCUUAGAGCUUCAUCGUAUCACGUGGGAUGACUCUGCAUCUUUGCUCGAGAAGAUUGUUGCUUAUGAGGCUGUGCAUCCUAUCAAUAAUCUUCAAGAUUUAAAAAGAAGAUUAGGUGUUGGCCGUCGGUGCUUUGGAUAUCUACACCCUGCAAUUCCAUGUGAACCUUUGAUUUUCAUCGAAGUUGCUCUCUUGAAGGAUGUGGCACAUACAAUACAGGAGGUUUUGUGGGAUGAGCCUCCUAUUCUCGAAAAUGAUGCUACAUGUGCCUUGUUUUAUUCUAUAUCUUCAACCCAGCCUGGUCUAUCAGGAAUUAACCUUGGGAAGUUUCUCAUCAAACGCGUGAUUGAGCUGGUUCGACGAGAUAUGCCAUGUGUUUUGACAUUUGCAACACUUAGUCCAAUCCCUGGAUACAUACAAUGGCUUCUUUCUAAAUUGGCGUCUCAGUUGAAGCUCGCUGAAUUGGAUUCUGAGGACAAAAGAGUAUCAUCAGAAGACAUGACAGCUCGUACUUUUAGGGAGAACUUACUUUACCCUGAAGAAGAGCAAGAAAUAUUGGCAUCUUGUGCGGAGAAUCCUACUGGAAAUAGUGCUGUUGAAGUUAUGCUUUGCCUCCUGAGAUCAAGAAACCCUGAGUGGGUUAAAUCAGAUAGAUUGUUGGCAGCUUUGCAAGCUCCUCUCAUGCGUUUGUGUUCAAGGUACCUAGUUCGUGAGAAGAAGCGAGGUAAAGCCCUUGAUGCUGUUGCAAACUUUCACUUGCAAAAUGGAGCGAUGAUACAUAGAUUGAAUUGGAUGGCAGAUCGAUCAGAGAAAGGCUUCCAUCAAAGUGGAGGCAUCAUGGUAAAUUAUUUGUACAGGCCUGGUGAAAUUGAAGAGAAUGCGCAGUUAUAUUUUAACUCGGGCCAUAUUCAAGCUUCCCCUGACAUUCAACGCUAUCUUGAGUUGGAUACUCACUCAAGGAUUUGAUCUUGUGGAUGUUUUUGCUUGUUUUUCCCUAAAACCUAAAUGUUCUUCAUUAUUAAAAAUGUUUUGUGCAAUUUUUACGUGACAGGGUAUCAACAAUAGCCAUCCAUCAAAACAUCGUGUAAUUAUUGUGAUUGUUGUAAGAUUGUUUCAUAAUUUGUAAAGUAAAAGUGAAGGCAUUAUGUACGUAC